This is a messenger RNA of Cyprinus carpio (common carp), 1642 nucleotides long. RefSeq lists its product as uncharacterized. Gene Ontology annotation, cellular component: nucleus. Lineage: Eukaryota; Metazoa; Chordata; Actinopteri; Cypriniformes; Cyprinidae. The record is from RefSeq and is a predicted model, not a curated record.
GUUAAAAAAUAAUGCGUGAAUAGUGAAAUACUUUUCUUAAUUUCUAUUUUUAUACGGUAUAUAUUCAAAUUAAUUGUAAAAUCUCCUUUCUACGUUUGUAUAAAUAAAUUGCACACCAUAAAGUUGUUCAAUACCCCCCGUGUCUGAAAUGGUCCAGUUUAAGCGUUCAAACAUUCGCGGUAAAAUUAUUAUGACUGUUAGACGCUGGAGAUUUUUUUUUUUUUACUUUGUAAUUAGACGAUUGUUUUUGUUUUAUUGCUAGUGAGUAUUGUAUCUAUCAUUAUAUGUAAUUAAAUGAAUGCAAAGAUGAGUAGGAUGACGAAAACUCUGAAAGCUGUUCAGCGCGAGCUGCAGAGUGCAAAACAGAGCAGUAAUGAUGCAGUGGAGUCUUCACAGCCACUGGACAUUUCAUCCAUCGAGAAAGCCAGUUUCUUUCAAGGAGAUCAGUAUUCUCCUAAUGGGAACCCCCUUCACAGCACAGCUUUGGAAGAAGAUCUCAGUCCUGGACCAGAACAGAACCAAAAGUCUGCUCCAGAGAAGUUGGGUCGACCGCGAGCUGGGAAGCCUGUUCUUGGUGUAACAGACACUGAUAAGACAGCAGUUACUCAGGCUAAGAAAAUAGGCAAAGCUGUUUCUGAGGCACUGAAUAAGAAAGCUUCAUCCAAAGAGAACCAGGAACCACCUCAGACAACAAAUAAAGGAGCAAAAUCAGUAGUAAGAAAAGGUAAAGGCAGACCUUUGCCAACCAUAUCAGAACACAGAGAGGAUGCAGGCAAGAAAAGAACAUCAACUCCCACAAGCUACACAGCCAAGGAAGCAGUAAAAGGUCAGAGGUCAGCAAAAGAAACCUCUUCGACCCUAGGAGCGGCUCAGAGACAGCAGAGGUCACCUCCUUCCUCAGAGGAGCUGACAGACGAGGACGAAAGUUUUCACCCAAGCAUAGAGAAGUCUAAGGGGGCAAAGAGAAGAUCGUCCAGUCAACGGCAAAGUGGCCACAAACAAAAAAGGAAAUCUUCAUCUUCAUCAGAAAGCACUGGCCCCUCUAAAAAGCCCAGGGUUUUGAGAAGUCCAACUGAUCUUGAUGUGGUGCUCGAUAGUUUCCAGGAGUUUGUCACUCAGUAUAAGCAGACCAUAAACUCUGAAGCAGUCAAACGCUCCAUUGAUGCUGUCAGUCGCUCAUUUGAGGAGCAGCUCUCAGAGAUAAUCACAGCAACAAAGGAGCUCAGGAAUGUGAAAAGAGAAAAUAACAAGAUCAAUAGCACUAUUAAUCAGAAGAGGACCAGACUUGUGGAAGCCAAUAAUGAGCUCAUUAAGGGAAAGACAAAGCUGAGAAACCUUCAGAAAGAUCAUGAUGAGAUGGAACAGAGACUCAAAGCUCUGAGAGAAGGUUCCUCUUUGCUCACCAACCUGCAGGAGCUCAACACAAAGUACCUGAAGCACCGCACAGCUCAUCCGGAUGAGGUAGAAACGUAUGGCCCAUCCUGUAUGCCUGCCAUGUUGAUGGAAGCCAGGUGCAUCAUGGGAACCGAGCACCAGCUAAAGACUGUUAAUGACCAUCUACAGCAGGUCUUAGAUGAAACAGAAAAUGAAUAACUACACACACUGUACAGCUCAACAAAUAAACAAUUUUAAUCUAAUGGUA